CCCUGAGGAGACCUGCGCGCUCCCGCCUCCGCCCGCCGCGGCUGCGCGUAGCGGGGCGGGGCAGCCGGAGCCGGAGCCGCCAUGGCCAACAUGGAGAAACACCUGUUUAAUUUGAAGUUUGCUGCAAAGGAACUCAACAGGAACUCAAAAAAAUGUGACAAAGAAGAAAAGGCUGAGAAAGCUAAAAUUAAGAAGGCAAUUCAGAAGGGUAACAUGGAAGUUGCACGAAUACACGCAGAAAACGCAAUCCGCCAGAAGAAUCAAGCCAUCAAUUUCUUGCGCAUGAGUGCCAGGGUAGAUGCUGUAGCAGCAAGAGUUCAGACUGCAGUGACAAUGGGCAAGGUAACGAAGUCGAUGGCAGGGGUAGUGAAGUCUAUGGAUGCCACGCUGAAGAGCAUGAACUUGGAAAAGAUAUCUGCACUAAUGGACAAAUUUGAGCAUCAGUUUGAAACGCUAGAUGUUCAGACACAACAGAUGGAAGACACAAUGAGCAACACUACUACACUAACAACGCCACAAAACCAAGUGGAUAUGCUUCUACAGGAAAUGGCAGAUGAAGCAGGUCUUGAUCUGAACAUGGAACUACCUCAAGGACAGACAGGUUCUGUUGGUACAAGCGUUGCCUCAGCAGAACAGGAUGAGCUGUCACAGCGACUGGCCCGCCUACGUGAUCAAGUUUAACUUAAACAAAGCUGCAGUUCUUUGUACAUGCUUUCAAAAUGCCCUUUCUGUAACUAACCCUUCACUACACUAGAAAGGUGUAUCCAGUAUGGCUUAGGUGUUUGAAUAUUUGUAAUACAGGAGACUUCACUCCUAGCUUGCUGCUCUUUCUAAAUACAUGAAGUAACCCAGAAGUAUCAGCUCUCUAAUGUCCUCUUCUGUACAUUUUGAAGUUGAUAUAUUUUCUGCAAGCUUUUUUCACAAAAUCAAGUUGAUCAUCUAAGUCAGCUAGUAAUGGUGGUACAUUCUAGCUAGAAGAAAAGCAGAACGUCACUGAUACAUAUUUUAAAUUAUGAAGUGAUUUUUUUUUUUAAUUAUGAGACCUGUUUAUGGUUGAAGAACUGAUGUAUUCAGUUCAGGUGACUGUUGCAGGUAACUUCCUUUAGCAGCCAAACUCCUGGGACACGCAACGGUGGACUGUAUGGAUUUCUUGGAGAAUACGCUUGUUAAAACCAAUAAGUGGACUUCAGUCUGGGUUUUUUAGUCUUCUAAAGCUGAAUGGCAGUUGUGCUGAAAUGAGUUGUUCAGUUAAAAAAUAAGUUACCAAAAGCUGUUUUCAUAUAAUUGGGAACUUGUACAGCGUCAUCACUGUAGUACAGGAGGAAUAAAAUCUAUUUUUCAACUCUU
Messenger RNA from Phalacrocorax carbo (great cormorant), 1347 nucleotides. The record is from RefSeq and is a predicted model, not a curated record. NCBI's taxonomy places the organism in Eukaryota, Metazoa, Chordata, Aves, Suliformes, Phalacrocoracidae.